Messenger RNA from Lizanozyma spartinae, 2841 nucleotides. It is a transcript of the gene SEC5, whose product is annotated as exocyst subunit. The record is from RefSeq and is a predicted model, not a curated record. Gene Ontology annotation, cellular component: exocyst. Bases 1 to 2841 code for a protein of 946 amino acids. Gene Ontology annotation, biological process: exocytosis; Golgi to plasma membrane transport. The transcript has a single exon. Lineage: Eukaryota; Fungi; Ascomycota; Pichiomycetes; Serinales; Debaryomycetaceae.
AUGUUGGACUUCAAUCCUGCAGAGGAUGUUCUUCUUGCUAACUACGGUUUGAGCACCACCACGCCACGCAGUCUUGGAGACUUGAAGCCCGCGGUGUUUGAACCAUCGACCUCCGAAGCCAACAAAGAGACUCCAGAUAUAGACUCCAUAGUGGAGAGCAUGACCACAGAACAGAAGUAUUCGCUUUUAGGAAAGUUAAUGGGUCAAACGGAACUGAAACUGGGCAGUAAGAAGUUGGCGGCAACAGCAGCAGGUACCAAUGAUGACCCCUUGGGAAUAUACAAUGCACAACAGGUGAUGGACGAGUUGAUCACUAAGGGGGAGCUCCUAAGUAUUGAAGACAAUGCCAAUUGGGAAAAGUUUUCUAUAGGCAGUCAAACGUUCAAUAGUCAACUUUAUUUAAGUCAAGUUCAUAGUGAUACCACCUUACAGGAAUUGGUACGAGGGAUGGACUACAUUCUGGAUACACUUGAAGCUCAAAGUGUUCAAUUGAAACUGGUGGUUGAUUCCAAUUAUCUUGAUUUCAUUAAUAUCAAAACUGCCUUAGACGAUGUGUUGAUAAAGUUUAAAACCCAAAAAAACCUGAUAGACAGAGAGAAUAGUACUGUGUUCAACCCUAAUAAAACACGAGGACUUCGAAGAUUAAACAACAGUAAUAAUAAUAAGAGCACUGAGAGUAAUAAGAACUUGGUUUCGGAUUUGGAAAUCACCCUUCAAGGUUUGAGCUCUUCAUUUGCCUUACUGAUGAGACCAAUAUUUGACCAUAGAGGUAAAGAAAUGAAAAUUGCCCAAACAAUUGAAUAUGUGAUUAAAUACAAGUUCUUCUUUGACAUGCCCCAACAAUUAACUAGUUAUUUGCAGAGCAACAAGCACGAUUUAUUAAUUGAGACGUAUAACUCCUAUUUAACUCAAAGAAAGGUGUUAAAGAUUGAAGCUCAGAGUAGCCCCAGUUUGAAGAAGUUUGUCAACACAGCACUUUUGAAAGUGUUUGAUGUCAUAGAAGGUUUGAUUAGGGAGUAUAGAGAAAAUAUCUACAAGGAAUUAUUGGCCAUGGAUUCUGCGAAAUCUGCUAAAUUUAGUGGGUUAGUCGAUAAGUUACUUCAAUUCCCAGGUUCAGAUAACCCAAUCAUCAAGUUUCUUGAUUCACAACUCGACCAAUUGGCAAAGGAAUUGGACUACCAAGUUGCAAAGUUUGAUAGAAGCUUUAUUAGUAUGCAAUCGAAACUUAAGGGAUAUGCUCGUUCUCUUGACAUGACAAGAACCAACGAAUCCUUUGUCAAGUUUGUGUUGGACAAAUAUAGAACCAUUGAAGAUGAACUUAGGACAUCUUCUUAUUCGGCUCAACAUGAUCAUGGACCAGUUAUCAUUGAGGUGUUUGAAGCCAAUGAGAACGUUGACUUUUCUAUCAUCAACGAAACAUGGUUAAUCUUGACUAAGUUUAUUGAGUCUUUACAAGUUAUCUUUUCAGAUAGUCUUGGAAUCUUUGCAUCUAACUAUUCCACUUAUUAUCACUACGAUAAUGAUGGGAAAGUAUGGACCAAAUUUUUGACAUUGGUUGAAUCAAUGGUUGCAUUUUUAAUUGAUUUAUUUAAUGAUGCAAAUAACUCCGAAUCAAAUACUGCAGCCAUAGUGGAAGCUUCUCCUCAAAUUUAUACCCGGUUCAUUCCUCAUUAUAGUAAUUCAAUCUCAUCCAUUUCAUAUUUGACCGUUGUGAAUAGAUGUGUGGGUAAGUUGUUAACUGUUAUGGGUGGACAUGUUGUGAAGCUUGGGAACUUGAUCCAAUAUCCCGAAACAAACAAUGUGGUUAAGCAUUUACGUAGUGCUUCCACUAAGGUUAGUCAAAAGAUUACUGAAGCCAUUUGUUCAACUUGGGUUAAUGAUUGUUCUCAAUUCUAUGAACUUGAAAAAUGGGAGAUUGUUGAUACUAAAUCCAAUCAUCAUGGAACAGCAGCAGCUUCCUAUACUAAAUUGGUGCAGGUUAUUGAAUACUAUCAAACUUAUGUAUUGAGCAAAUUGGCAUCUUUGGUAUUUGACAAUUUAGGUGAAUCUCCUGUUAGAAUAGUUGCUUCAUAUCCCAGCAAACGAACGCUUGUUAGUAUUGAAAUUCAGUUUAUGCGGAGUUUGAAUAUUCUUGUGGAAUCAAUCAUGAAGAAAUAUAAUGUUGAAAUGCACCGGGAUCAAAGAGAAGAUUUGGAAUUAUUUAAAAUUCUAUCUAUGAACAAUUUUGACGAACUUCAACGUCAAGUUUAUCCUCGGAUCAUUCGAAAGUUUGAUACUUUAUUCGAUAAGCAAUUGUCCGACCAACAGUUGAAAUUGUUUGAUGAUAUUGAUAAGGUUUCCCAAACCAUUUUCCACGAUAUUCUUUUGAAGGAGAAAUCAUGGAUCAACAGAGAAGUCAUUAGAUUCUUUGCUAAAUUAGAAAAGGGAGAUAUGUCCAUGACUUCAUCUACACAAUUCCGAGCCGAUGGAUUAAUAUAUGAAAUACUAAUUCAUUUUGUCCGUAUAACACAUUCAGUGAAACCACUAACAAAUGGUGAAGUAUUCCAAGAGAUUAUUACCGAGCUUCAAGAACUGUUUUUAAGAGAUUUUAUGAAUGAAUUGCGUUCUUUCACUCCUAAAGAGGGCUGGCCCACCAAGUUUAAGCUUGAUAUUAAUUUCUUUGUGGAGAUUUUUGAACUGUCGAUUACUUUGAAACUUAAUGAACGGUGUCUUGAUAUUGUUAACAGUAUCUUACGGCAUAUUGAUCUGUUUGGAGAAGUUAUGAUAACAGAGGCUCUGUUUAAUGAUGCCUUGAAUGCCAAUUUAAGAGAUAGUGCCAUGGAGUUUGAUUGCUUUUUGUGA